AUGGAAAAACAAUUUAGCAUUGCUGUUGGUCCCGAAAUCAAAGGAGAAACUCCUACACGCCGUUCUUUAAUUUCUCCAAAUAAACUUAUAGACUCUCCUUCUGAGGACGUUAAAACUUUAUAUGAUGUAAUGCAAUAUAGUGUCAAAAAUCAUGGUGCUGGUAAAUCAGCCAUGGGCUAUAGAAAAAUUGAAAAAAUAAUCGAGGAAGAGAAAGAAGUGACUAAAAUCGUUGGGGGUGAAGAAAUUAAGGAAAAGAAAAUUUGGAAAUAUUUCCAAAUGUCACCAUAUAUUUAUUUAAGCUAUACAGAAAUUGACGAAGAAAUUAGAAAUAUCGGAUCCGGUUUGAUGAAACUUGGUUUGCAGCCCAAUUCUAAGAUAACAGUUUAUUCAACCACUAGUGCUAAUUGGAUGCUUGUAACACAUGGAUGCUUCAGGCAAAGUAUCACUAUUGUUACUGCAUAUGAAACUCUAGGAGAAGACGGUCUGUUACAUUCUAUGAAUGAAUCAGAGGUUAAAGGCAUGUUCACCAACGCUGAUCUACUUCCAAUGGCUGAAAGAGUUGCCGGAAAAGUCUCAACACUUCAAUUUAUUAUCUAUGAUGGUGAAGAUUCAAAUGGAGUCGCUGACAAGUUCAAGAAUAAUCAUCCAAAAAUUACAUUAUUAACCUUGGAUGAACUCAAGCAAUUAGGCAAAGAACAGGUAGCGGAUCCAAUUCCACCAAAAUCGGAUGAUUUAUGUUGUAUUAUGUAUACAUCUGGUAGCACAGGGAAUCCAAAAGGUGUCUUGUUGACUCAUGGAAAUUUAGUAGCUGCGAUCGCUGGCAUAAAUGAAAUUCUUAUAAAGCAUAUUCGGCCUGAAGAUUCUUUAAUCACUUAUCUUCCACUUGCUCAUGUGCUUGAAUUCACCGUGGAACAUGUAUGUAUCUGGUGGGGUAUAACUUUAGGUUAUGGUAAUAUACGUACAUUGACAGAUGCAUCUGUACGUAAUUGUGCCGGUGAUAUCCGAGAAUUUAAACCAACCUUGAUGGUUGGUGUGCCAGCCGUUUGGGAAUCCAUUAGAAAAGGUGUUUUGUCAAAGGUCAACUCCAGCAGUCCAACUGUACAAAGAGUAUUUAAUGCUGCUUAUAAGGCCAAAGGAUGGCUUUUAAGUAGAGAAUUACCAACUAAGCCUUUAGAUGUCAUGGUAUUUAACAAGAUCAGACAACAAACUGGUGGUCGGUUGAGGCUUGCUUUGUCUGGAGGUGCCCCUCUUUCUAAAGAGACGCAAGAAUUCUUGACCAUCGCUUUGUGUCCAGUUUUGCAGGGAUAUGGAAUGACCGAAACUUGUGGUAUGUGUGCUAUUCUUACACCAGAGCAAUUUGGUUAUAACUGUGUUGGUGCGCCUGUCCCUUGUUUGGAAAUUAAAUUAGUAGAUGUUCCUGAUGCUGGUUACUGUUCCACGAACCCCAUUCCUCAGGGUGAAAUUUUGAUUCGUGGCCCUUGUAUCGCGAAAGGUUAUUACAAAAACGAACAAGCUACAAAAGAGACUUACACUGAUGAUGGGUGGCUUCAAACUGGUGAUAUUGGAGAAUGGAAAGAUAAUGGAACUUUAUGUAUCAUUGAUAGGAAAAAGAAUUUGGUGAAACUCUCAAAUGGAGAAUAUAUAGCUUUGGAAAAACUAGAAUCUAUCUACAAAUCAACGCUUUAUGUGUCCAAUAUCUGCGUUUGUGCAAACUCAUUUCAAAGUAAACCUGUGGCUCUUAUAUACCCUAUAGAGGCUCAGAUCUAUAAUCUUGCUAAGGAGAAGGAUCUGGGUGAAAAAGAGUUUGUAAAAUUAUGCUCAAAUAAAGAAAUAAUUGCCUCUGUUUUACAAGCUUGCAUUUCUCAAGGAAAGAAGGCAGGUCUGAAACCUGCGGAAUUGCUUGGGGAUAUUACGUUAGUACCAGAUGAGUGGACCGCUCACAAUGGUCUUCUGACAGCGGCAUCGAAAAUCAAGCGUAAAGACAUACAAACAAAGUAUCAAGCAGAAUUAGAUCGAAU
Cetraspora pellucida is the source of this 2018-nucleotide messenger RNA. NCBI's taxonomy places the organism in Eukaryota, Fungi, Glomeromycota, Glomeromycetes, Diversisporales, Gigasporaceae. The record is from the annotation of a GenBank genome assembly.